Messenger RNA from Astrephomene gubernaculifera, 3432 nucleotides. The record is from the annotation of a GenBank genome assembly. NCBI's taxonomy places the organism in Eukaryota, Viridiplantae, Chlorophyta, Chlorophyceae, Chlamydomonadales, Astrephomenaceae.
UGCGAAUAUGUUCAUGUAGCUGUACUGUAAUCGUAGAAUGGAAGCCGCAGCAGCUUGCAAUUCUGUGCGAACCUUUCUUGGUCGCGUGACAGCCGGCCUCCAUGACCGCACCGUCGCCUUUCCAUGUACAUUAUUGCCUAGAAUCCAUUUCUGACUGCUGCGUGAGACCUACAGUCAUUUCCAUUCCCGAUAGCCUUGGUAUGGAGUCGUCCCUGUAACUAGAUGCUGCCCAAGCCUUCCUAUAACCCAGCUCUGGGGUUGUUACAGACCCACAACGCAGUAGACUUAGCUGACUACGACGUAAUAGAGGAUGAUAACGACCUCGUUGUCGGUCCAUUACGCUCAACGUCGCCGACGGGCGAGGUUGGUGCUUCCCAUUUGAGGAAGCAAGCUGGGUCAAGCAGCUGCAGGGUUUCACAUGACAGCAAAUCUACAGGCACCAGAUCAAAGCCUCUGCCAGCCGCGUCCUUGCCGCCUCUCCCCAAAGUCCCUCCCAUCGCGCCAUGGCCACCGCUGGCGCACUGCAGCAGAGGCAGCAUGGGCAUCGCUAGCGGCGGGACACCAGCCACCUCCAGCGCCUUCUCCUCGCGGCCCUGCUCCGUCGAUCUGCGCAGCCACCAUCUCCGCAGCAGCUCACGCUGCAGCCUGCGUAGCAGCGCUCAGAGCCUCCACAGCCUCCGCAGCUGCUCAGGCGCGGAAUCCACCGCCUCCGGACCCACCGCAUCCAGCGUGUCCGCCCUAGGGAGCGUCGACGAUGAGUGCGCGAUCGUGGAGCGAAUAGACAGCAUCCUUGCACGCAUCCAAGGGGACCUCCUGGGAGGCGGAGGAGGAGGGGGCGGUGAGGGCCGCCCCCAUGGCGCUGUCCCCGCUGCGCUGGUGAACCUCAGGCCCAGGAACCCUGUGCUGCGGCGGCUGCUGAACAGGCCUGACCUGUCGCCGCCGCCUGAGCCGCCCACGCCCAAAGGCCCAGGUCCCAAAAUAAAGCUCACGAGGAGCUUGCUGCUGUUUGGCAGGCGGCCCAGCGGAACAGGCGGUGGCAGCAGCGUGUCGGGCGGCAGCGACGUUGCGACUACCGUGGACUCGGAGCAAAGCAGCAGGCCGCCGCUGCCGUCAUGUCAGCAGCUGCAAAUCCUGCUGCAGCCCCCACAGUUGCCAAGAGGCAAUUGUACGGCACCAGCUGCUGACGACAGCCAUGGGGCCCAUGCGGUGGUCCUGGUUGCCGUACAGCCCAGGAGCUCAACCGGCGGUGACAAGCUGCUAAGUCCGCGGAGCCAUCAGCUUCACCCGCAGUUGCCGGUGACAGGGUCACCCAACAUCGCCGCACCACACCUGCAAGUAGUGGACGUAAGCAGUAACAUCAACCAGAGCCCGAGCAAGGAGAUGGCAGUAGACGCAGCGCCAAUGCCGCUAUUGCAGCCAGCGCCGCUCCCGCCGCCGCCGAUGCCGUCCUCCUCGCGCCCGCCCAGGCAGCCCGCUGUGGCUGCCCUGCCGCCGCUGGCGGACCGCUGGAGGCACCACGGCGACAUGAGGAGCGGCAACGGCAGCGCCCGCACCAGCAGCAGCGGCAGCUCCUCCCGCACCAGCAGCAGCAGCGGCAGCAGGGGCAGUGGCUGGUCCCGAGGCAUCUUCAGCCGCCAGUCCUCCGCAGCUGCGUUGGCCGCUGCGGACGGCAAGCGCGCACCUCCCGAGGCGGAGUGCAGUCGCCAUGCUGCCUCACCAUCGCUGGCCAUCAAGCCCGGCAUCGCGGUCCUGCAGAGGCUGCAGUCCAAGUCGCCCCCGCCCGUCGCGGCGCACCGGCAGCACGACACGCCACAGAACCCGCAGCAGCAGCGGCACCUAAAGCGGCAUAGCUACCAGGGACAGGUCCGGGAGGGGGCUCAGGCGGCUGCUGGGGAGGCGGUUGUGAACGGAGGGCAUGAAGGCGGAGGCGCUGCAGCAGCAGCAGGUGGCGGUGCGAGUGGCAGCCAGCGGGCGUUGCGAGGCCUGCUGAAGCUCACGGCAAGCUCCUGGUCGCAGUGAUGAGGAGUGAGUGACGGGGACCGACCCCUGGGUCAUAUUAUACGGAGGCCGAGUGGGUGCCGAUUUGUAUAUAGCAGUACAGGUUUAUGUUGUACGGGUUUAUGCUGUACGGGAUGUUGUAGGUAAACUGAACCGCGAGGAACGGGAUGGUUGCCUGUUGAUGGUUUGGCGGUUACCCUGGCUUGCCGCCUGCGUAAGGUGAGGAGCGAGGGAUGGAGCGAAGACAAGUUAGCUAUUGAACAUAGGCUGUAUAUAGGAAGGAGGUCGGAUAGAGAGCGGAAGAGUCGGAAGAGAUCGGUCCUGUAUGUUGGAAAGGGACACUACCCUGCGGUGGAGGUGGCCUAGCAGCAAUAUGCCAUGCAUCUCUUCCCUGGUUAUAACAUAAAGGUGUCUGGCCACGCCUGGGGUACUUGCAGUCGUUGUAGCGGUUGCAACCGCCUAGCUGUGCAACCGGUUUAGGCGCAGGCCAACAGCCGCCUGUCUGAGUUGAAGACAGGUAGGAACUGGCUGCGAAGUGUGCCGCGCAACCUCCUCCCUUUCUCUGUCUUCUAUGGGCUGCACUCCCUGGAAAGGGUUCCAUGUGCGGUGGGGGUUGGGGGUGUGGGGGUUGCGUUGGGGUAGACGUUUCAGAAGACGUUUACUGUUGACUGGUUUGUCGACUCGGCCACUCGGGUGUCCCUGCACUGUGCAUGUGCAGCCGGGCCCGCUGCGUUAAUGGGACAAUCUGGGACCAGGUCUCUGUGGUUGUGCGACUGUGCCUUGUGUCAGAGGACCGCGUUGGGUACACCACUGCGACUCGUCGGGAAGGUAAUCUGAAAGCUGAAUGCAGACGCUUCUAGUGAUCCCUAAGCGUGUUCCAUUAAGGGGUGGCAGCCAUGUAUGCUGCCUUAACCUAACCAAUGCAUGACCGCCAUUGUUGGACCCGUGGGCCCGCGGGCUAUGUGUGACGUGCACAUGAACGCCUGCGAGGGCUGAAGCAUACACCUGGUGUGCAUCGGGGGCCACGGCAGUCCGUAAUGUUAUCUUUCUGUUGAGGGGUUGUGCAGGUAAGCGCACGACCCCGCCAUGUCAUUUCGUUGUAAGGUUAUUCUUUACCGGUGUCUUUAUUCCAUACUCCCAUGCUGGUUGAUGGAGGGUGGAGGGGCUUGGCGGUGUCCAUGUUGUUUCGGACAUAGCGUCGAGCCUGUUGGUUUUGUUGUGUCUGUGUUCGAUUGAGGUAUGGCAUUGCAUUGUGCGUUGUAUAGCGUGUCAGCAACUUUUACCCAAGUUGCCUCUCCAACCGUGACAACAAUUUGCACCAGGGGUAUGAUGUCCCUACCCGAUAAAAAGCAAGUCCAUGUGUUCAGUUAACUGAACUGCGUGCAAUCUUGGCUUUAGUAAACCUUAAUACAAAGUAUUAGUAAACCGGUAUGC